Messenger RNA from Dicentrarchus labrax (European seabass), 5794 nucleotides. Its product is annotated as gamma-aminobutyric acid receptor subunit gamma-3-like. The record is from RefSeq and is a predicted model, not a curated record. The coding region runs from base 240 to 1598 and encodes 452 amino acids. Gene Ontology annotation, cellular component: neuron projection; postsynapse; GABA-A receptor complex. The transcript has 10 exons. Gene Ontology annotation, molecular function: GABA-A receptor activity; transmitter-gated monoatomic ion channel activity involved in regulation of postsynaptic membrane potential; GABA-gated chloride ion channel activity. Lineage: Eukaryota; Metazoa; Chordata; Actinopteri; Moronidae. Gene Ontology annotation, biological process: gamma-aminobutyric acid signaling pathway; monoatomic ion transmembrane transport; chloride transport.
GAAAAGACCGUGUGUGCGGUCGCAGAUGACACGCAGAAGAAAGUGCGUGGGCGGAUGAGGAAGUUCAGAGGCACGGAUUGAUGGUCACACACCUACUGUGUACUGGCACUUUAUCGCAGCAGCAGCAGCGGCGGCGGCGGCGGCGGCGGCGGCAGGAAGGCACAACGCCGGGGGGAAGCUCCAUCCACCAGGUUUUGUUUUUUUUUACUGUGAUCAGAGGGUGAUCCGCGCAUGGGAAAAUGACAAUCAAGUUGGUGGUCCUCCUCUCCACACUUCUGCUCGCUCAAGGUGCUCGUUCUGAUCUACUGGAUUAUGGCGACGACUAUGAAGAUCACCACGACAGCACUGUCAAUCAAAUGCUGGUCCCCAGGUCGCACCAGGAGGAUGCCACGCUCAUACUCAACAAUUUGCUCAAGGAAUACGACAAGACGCUGCGGCCGGACAUCGGAGUGAAACCGACAGUCAUCGAUGUGGGCAUAUAUGUCAACAGCAUCGGGCCUGUGUCAUCCAUCGAUAUGGAGUACCAGAUCGAUAUUAUCUUCGCCCAGACCUGGGUGGACACCCGUCUGCGGUACAACAGCAGCAGCAGCAUGCCAACUCUAACGCUCAACAGCAAUAUGGUCGGCUUGAUCUGGCUGCCCGACACCAUCUUCAGGAAUUCCAAGAAUGCCGACUCUCACUGGAUAACGACGCCCAAUCAGCUGCUCCGGAUCAGGAACAAUGGAACAAUACUUUACACGCUGAGGAUGACCAUCAACGCAGAAUGCCAGCUGCAACUGCAUAAUUUCCCAAUGGACGAACACUCCUGUCCUCUCGUCUUCUCCAGCUACGGCUACCCACGGGAUGAGAUCAUGUACAAGUGGGCGCGGAACUCGGUGGCGACUUCGGACCAGAAGUACUGGAGGCUUUACCAGUUUGAUUUCAUGGGGCUCAGGAACACCACGGAUGUGCUCUCGACCACAGCGGGCGACUACGUGUUGAUGACGGUAUACUUUGACCUUAGCAGACGGAUGGGCUAUUUCACCAUCCAGACCUACAUCCCCUGUAUCCUGACUGUGGUCCUCUCCUGGGUCUCCUUCUGGAUCAAGAGUGAUGCCACGCCUGCAAGGACAGCUCUAGGUAUCACCACAGUGCUGACCAUGACCACCCUGAGCACAGUGGCCAGGAACUCGCUACCUAGAGUGUCCUACGUGACGGCCAUGGACCUGUUUGUCACCGUCUGCUUCCUAUUCGUCUUUGCCGCCAUGAUCGAGUACGCCAUGCUCAACUACUACUCCUACAGUGUACGAAGACCUCCUCCCAAGACACAGAGAAUGACCUACUCAUCUUUCAACAUGGCUCACACCCCUCGGCCCAUGAUGCCAAUGGGCAACUCCCUGUUCUGGCACGACUACGAAGACAACUGCCUGUACGAGUGCCUGGACGGGAAAGACUGCACAAGCUUCUUCUGCUGCUACGAGGAGUGUAAAGAAGGCGGCUGGAAGAAAGGACGGAUCCACGUUAACAUCCGCGAGCUGGAUUCCUACUCCCGGGUUUUCUUCCCCACAUCCUUUUUGCUCUUCAACAUAGUCUACUGGGUCAGCUACCUCUACCUCUAGUCGGUCUCGGGGCUGCGAUCCGUGAGCCCUGCUGAACCAGCUACAGUCCCCCGCCACUUUGCACCGCGGCUCGUGAUUUAGGGUCAAAACUAAGCGUGGAGGAGGAAAUGAGGUGGAUCUGCUUUUUCGGGAAUUAUGAAAGACGUGCCGCCUCUUGAGUGGUAAAGUUAAAAAAUGUAUUAAAAAAAACCACACGUGUGCAGUGGCGCACAAUGUAAAGGCCAUGAUACUUUGAGCAGUGGCACUCCAGGGAGAAUAAAAAGCUCAGCAGUGGAACAACAAGCCGCCAGCAUUGACUUGAAUGGAUUGGUCCCGUUUUUUGACUCUCUCAGAAACCAAACAACUACAACUUCAGAGACGUUCUGGGACGGGGGUUGCAUUGCUGAAUCUUGGUCGUCGAGAUGGCGAAGCACCCAUAGUGCCUUCUUUAGAAAGGGUGCGGCACAGAGAGACGCAGCUUCAGAGUUCCCUCCAUUAUCUUUAUUACCUCAUCCACCACACCGCCGCAUGCUGAGCUGUUUAUUCUUUGAGGAAACAAACCCGGGACACCACCACUGGAGAUGUUUAAAACUAGCACUCACCAUUCAUUUCGUAGCACAUUAGUUUUAGUUGUACUCUAGGAUUAGUUCUACUUUCUAAUACAGUAACGUUUUCUUAUUCUUCUUCUUAUUAUUAGAGUUAGUUGUGUUUUCACAGCAAGUCAAGCAGCUCACACAUCAGCUGUUAGUUGUUGAAUAUGAGUUAGUGUCAGGGGCAGUGACUGUCUGGUAAAAUCUUUAUUAAGUCAGUGAGCUUUUGUUCAUGAUGCUUUAUGACCAAGCGAUGCAGUUUACAGUAGAUGCCAAGAAGAUUUUGGGUGUUUACACGGUUACAUUCUUUAACACAAAAGAUAUAAGAACUGCAUAAAUACAUACCAAUCUAAUGCUAAACAUGCUAAUCUCAUCCCCGAGCUUAUUAUGUAUGUUACAGUAACUGAAUAAACAGAUUAGGGUUAGAGCAGUGCUGGUUUCUUCCUGACGACAGCUAUAUGAAAACAUUGUCACAUUUUAUUUCACGCACUUUUAUUCUUAUUUAUAUGGAGUUUGGUUUUAUCAUUGAUAGGGCCUUUGGAUUACCUUGGUUUAACGGGAAAAGUUUGACAUUUUGGGAAAAGGUUAUUUGCGAACGUUUUAUAUUAGAGACGGGCUUUUAUUUCUAAUUCCCCCUGAUCCCGAGUUGAUUCAUUUCCAAAGUACUAGUUCAUCAGUACAGCAAGAGUCAAUUACUCUGCCUUAUUCUCGAAUGUAAAGGGGCCGUGAAACUCGCUUCCUCCAGAAUUUUCACAUUAAAAGUCUCGCAGCCUUCCUUUCAUAGUGAGCUCAAAUAGGCUUUUAAUGUGAAAAAAGCACAAGGGAGUAUUGAGUUUUGUUGACGGUAACUUAACAACGGUCAGGAGUGAGGCAAAGAAGUAAUGACAUGGGCAAUUAUUCAUUGUCUUGCUGAGAAGACUCUUAAGACUGAUUUAUAGUUGUACAUAGGCUCCAUGUCGAGCCUACAGCGUAGCCCACACAAGUGACCUACGCCGUUAUGAGCAUUUCUACUUGUGCGCUGGUGUGUCAGCGCUGCUCUGCAAAUAGCUCUGCCAAAAUGUUAAUUUGCAGUGGGGUUUCUGUGCCACUGUGUUUUUCGACUGAAACUCUCCUUCGUGUCUCUCCUCAGUCUGUCUCGUAAGGGCGAGGAAAUGCGAGGGGACAGACAAGAGCAUGUCAUGCAGCGAGCUAGCGUCCCCCGUGUGCCCGUUUGUCUGUGUGUGUCAGGACACACUUGUCUAAGAAUGAGUGGAUUUGAAACAGCAUUAUUAACUUAUCUGGGUUUUGCAUGAGACGCUUGCCCAUUCUCAGACAAUGCACACACACACACACACACACACACAAACACACACUGAGCAGAUCAAGCAGUUGUUGGGGUCCACGUCACCACGAUGUGUAGUUACACUUCUGGGGAGGUGCACAUCAGGCUAUGGCAUAGGCUAACAUAGUAUAAAUCGAGGUUUACCAUUUUGUUUUCAUCCUAGUUACGAAGCUAUCCCCGGUACAGUUAAUGUAGCUUAGCACAAAGACUAGAAACAGUGGAAAAAGCAGCCUGGCUCUGUCCAAAGACAAAAUAAUCCACCUGCCGGGCCUUCCACGUUUUACCACUUUCUGUGAGGCUUCGUGCUGAGGGCCAGUAACUUCUGCUAGUUGCCUGGCAACUGGCUUUGGCCAAGAAGUAGUUUGGCAACUUGUAACUCAGCAAAAGGUCAAUGUUACACUUCUGAUUUUGUAUAGAUUUAAAAAAAAAAAAAAACAAACAAGAUAUAACGUGAUAGCUCUGUAGCUGCUGUCUCCUAUGAACAGAGCCUGGCUCGUUUCCCGUUUUUUCCAGUCUUUGUGCUAAGCUAAAUUAGCUGGCUGCAGCUUCAUAUUUACGUAGCAAAAUUUCAUCAAUCACUCUUGGCAAGAAAGUGAGCACCACCUUUCCCAAAAUGUAGAACUUUUCCAACGAGUUACUAACCCCAAAGAAAUGUCCUCCGCAUUGGUUUCAAUGAAGAGUUUCAGCUGCGCAUGAUGUUCUGGUAAACACAAAAUCAUUUUAUGGGCAUGAAAAUUGCUCAGUUCAUAUAUACAGUAUAUAUUGGAUAUUGGCACAGAAUGAGCUGCAGAAUUAUUAGUUCUGGCCACAAGCCACUUGAACCCUAAAGCACAUACAAACAUAUACUGUACAUGGCCUAUUUAUUUUGCAUUAGUCAUUCCAUCCAGUUUCAGAGAGCUUGAGUACAUAAAAUUGGAGGCAUGAUGAAAGCUUCAAUUUUUCUGACAUCCUGCCGUAUGCAGGACUUAAAGGCACAUCCUCCUGUGCCCAGCUGGCAAUGAUCACAGGUGCUGUAAAAUAGGUUCUAUAUAUUGUGAUACUCCAUCACAUACUGUAUACAGAGCGGUGUUGAAAAAUGGAUGAUCCAGGAGGGUUGUUGAUGACUCUUGACGGAGUCCCACAUCCCCUCCUCAAACAUGUAAAAUUGAUGCCAUAUAUGGAGGCAUAUACGGACUCAAAAAAAACCCCACUGGGACGGACGGUACAGACGGCGUUUGAAACAUUUUGGUUUGAUUUACUGUUCUAUGGUGUUUUUUGCUGUCGUUUGGCUUUGUAGAACAAUCAGCCCCCCCUCUUCUCUCCUCCCCCAACACACACACACACACUCUUUUUCCCCGGUAUUUGUAUGUUCAGAGAAAAGCUUUUAUGUAAGAUGUAUCUAAUUAAUGUUUCUAUUUUCAUACAGUUAUAUAUAUGGAAUGUAAGUUUGGCCAGUAGCGAGGCCGGAGUCAAUCUGGUUCCAGUUCAGUCAGUUCAAGCAGCCUAAAUGAGUUUAUAUUUAGGGGUCCUACAUAUUCAUAAGGCCUCCAAACACAUUUGUGUCCUGUCCAGAGGUUUGUAAUCACAAAUCAAAUUGCCUCGAGUGAUGCUAGAGAAACAGCAGAAGGGCUGUUAGCCUGUGGGCCAUUACUUAAUCUGCUGAUUUAAUACAUUAGCUCAAAGGAGUGAAAUUUCAUGAGUAUUUCAACACUAGAUCUAUCUAUCCAUCUAUCCAUCUAUCUAUCUAUCUAUCUAUCUAUCUAUCUAUCUAUCUAUGAACUGACUGAAUUGAACAGAGCUUGGCCCACACCGCAGUAAACUCUCCUCACCUCUGAUAUUUCUACUACACUUUAUAAGUGUCUUAGUCCGUUGAGAUACUUCAAUAAAACAAAAUCACUAUUUUCUACGUCUUAAUGAAAAUCACCUGUGUGUUUCAGCUGACUGGGACCUGUAUUUAUAAAUCAGAGUGCUAACCCAGGAUCAGCACCGGCAAGCAUAAUGAACUCGCUCAAGAGCCUCUUCCGGAGACCUCAUCACCCCCAUUAAAGUUUCCUGGCUCCCCCGAAAAGCUGCGGCAUCAUUGCGCCGAGGUGUCAGAAAAUCAUGUAUUACUCCUACUUUGCCCUGCAAACCAAUUUUGUUUUGAUUGUCAGUGAGGUCUCUGGAGGGCAGGGCUGUACAAAAAAAAUAAAGCCACUCUAAUCUUGGAUCAGCACUCCUGGGGGGGGGGGUAUUUUAUGAAAACAGGAUCUAGAGUGAAAAUAGGUAUGUUUUUUCUAGUGCGUGGUACAUUGCUUAUAUUAAUAAAUAACGUUUUGGUCAAGUGC